This is a messenger RNA of Hevea brasiliensis (rubber tree), 1546 nucleotides long. RefSeq names its product heavy metal-associated isoprenylated plant protein 9. The record is from RefSeq and is a predicted model, not a curated record. Lineage: Eukaryota; Viridiplantae; Streptophyta; Magnoliopsida; Malpighiales; Euphorbiaceae. Gene Ontology annotation, molecular function: metal ion binding. The coding region runs from base 375 to 1298 and encodes 307 amino acids. The transcript is spliced from 5 exons.
CUCUCUCUAUCUCUCUCUCUUGAUCGAUCGAUUAUAAAUCCACCAACCCUGCUCCACUGGUUUCCUCCCUCGCCUUUUCCCUACCUAUUCAGCCUUGAAGAUUUAAAAGAAAUAUAUAGAAUAAACUAAUCACAGCUUCUUUAUUCAUUUAGUGGCAUUCCAUGUGCAUUGGAAUCACACACUUGUGCUGUCUGUGUUAUCUUAAUUAACCCCACCGUUCCAUUCAUUGAUUAUACUCUCCCAACCGCUGUAUAUAUAAAACCUCGUUUCUGUUCCUUCAGUAUUCCUCCCACUUUAGCUCUUCUUAUUUUUUUAUUAUAUUCUUCUCCUCAGUUUCAUCAAAGUCAAGUUCUGCUAACUAUUAGCUGCUGCAAAUGGGUGAAGAAGCUAAACAGGCAGAGGCCAAGCCGGAGGAGAAAGUUGAAGAGAAAAAGGAGGAGAAGCCUGCUGAGGAAGAGAAGAAGGAAGAGCCAAAACCUCCAUCUCCCUUUGUCUUGUUAGUGGACCUGCAUUGUGUGGGAUGUGCGAAGAAGAUUGAGAAGUCCAUCAUGAAGAUUAGAGGUGUGGAGGGAGUAGUGAUAGAUAUGGCUCAAAACCAGGUUACUAUAAAAGGAAUCAUUGAACCUCAAGCUGUUUGCAACAGAAUCAUGAAGAAAACCAAGAGAAGAGCUAAAGUAUUAUCUCCAUUACCAGAAGCUGAGGGUGAACCAAUGCCCCAAGUUGUCACCUCACAGGUUAGCGAAUCAACAACUGUAGAGUUAAACGUAAACAUGCACUGUGAGGCCUGUGCUGAGCAACUUAAAAGAAAGAUACUCAAAAUGAGAGGAGUGCAAACAGCUUCAACGGAGUUAAGCACAGGAAAAGUAACAGUGACGGGAACCAUGGACGCUGACAAGCUGGUGGAUUAUGUUUAUAGACGCACCAAGAAGCAAGCGAAAAUAGUGCCACAGCCUGAGCCUGAACCAGAAAAGAAAGAAGAGAAAAAAGAAGAGAAACCUGCAGAAGAACCGAAACCAGAAGAGAAAAAAGAAGAAAACUCGGAGAAGAAAGAAGAGGAUAAAAAACCUCCAGAAGAGGAACCCAAGAAGCAAGAUGGUGAAAACCCUGAACAGAAUGAGAACAAGGAAGAGGCCAAGAAGGAAGAAGGAGGAGAUCAGAAUAUCGAAAUCAUUACCACCAUGGAUGAAGAAGGGAUGAAGAGAAUGAUGUACUAUUACCAGCCACUUUAUGUGAUUGAGCGAAUCCCACCCCCUCAGCUCUUCAGCGAUGAGAAUCCCAACGCGUGUUCUAUUUCUUGAUUGAUUAAUCAAUCGAUCAAAUUCUCUCUCUCUCUAUAUAUAAAUAUACUCCAAGCACUUCCACUUGCGAUGAUGAUUUUUGGAGGAGCUUGAUCAGUGGAAGGUGUCAAAUAAUUAUGGGAAAAUGGGUAUUGUUUUAGAGAUUGCACCCAUCAGCCAUCAAUAGUUAAUAUCAUCAUUCUGUGUUCUAUGUAAUUUAUCAUGUAUUAAGUGAAGCAUGCAAUACAAAAUUUGCCAUCUUUUCAAUA